UUUGGCAAAGUGCGAAAGCUGGUGGUCCGUCAGCUCGAGAACCUCGACCUACAGCCUAUCGACAAGAUCAAGAUCUAUUCUGACUUCAAGAUUAAUGCCCAGCUGCUGAUACCAUCAUACUCGACAUUAGCAAAGAGCCCCACGCUCCCUUCUUUAUCAGAGGCUGCAAAGCUUGACAUCGAAACGAUUCUCAGGCUCAUUAUGGUGAGGGAAAGAGCGUUGCAGAAGGCGGCAGAGGAUGGAUGCCGUUCACCGACGAGUGCGAGCGCUGGGGAUGAAUACGUCAGAAGAACCAUAUGCGAGAUCUUUGGUCUCCCCAACUCUUUAACGACUAAGCCGUUAAAGACUGCUGCUGAAGGAGCUCCCGCAAAUGGGGUUCAUGAUACCACGGGAGGCUCGGUUCCGAUAUUAGGGAAUCCCACUCCGGGGGAGAGGAAGAAGAAGAAUGCCAAUGCAAAUGGCACCUCCAAUGCGGUGAGUGACUGUUGUACAUUCAAACUCUCGUUUACUUAG
Molecule: messenger RNA, 513 nt
Organism: Suillus fuscotomentosus
Lineage: Eukaryota; Fungi; Basidiomycota; Agaricomycetes; Boletales; Suillaceae
Exons: 1
Source: RefSeq, a predicted model, not a curated record